UGUCCUGUACCAAUUUAGAUCGAAAUCUAAAGCAACAAUCCAAGGCCCAACAAAAAAAAUCCCUUGAAAAUUACAGUCAUUAAUUACACUAGACGGGUCCAAAUUCAAGUACACGAUCGAUUGUCGAUGGCGAUCUCCGCUCCGUCGUCGGAUUCUUUGUCGGCCGACAGCAAAAGAGGUUGGGUUGUCAACGGUCUUCUCCUGGGCGCAGCGAUCGCCGCCCACGCGGCCCUCGGCCUCCGCUGGUUCAGAAAGUCCCGGUCCAGAGUCGUCGGAAUCAUCCCGGCCCGAUUCGCCUCGACCCGGUUCGAGGGCAAACCCCUCGUCCAUAUUCUCGGCAAACCCAUGAUCCGGAGAACGUGGGAGAGAUCAAAGUUGGCCUUGACCUUGGACCAUGUCGUUGUGGCAACAGAUGAUGAGAAAAUUGCCAAAUGCUGUAGAGGAUUUGGAGCAGAUGUGAUAAUGACAUCAGAAUCUUGUAAAAACGGAACUGAGCGCUGUAAUGAAGCACUUAAAAAGCUUGGCAAGAAUUAUGACAUAGUUGUCAAUAUACAAGGAGAUGAGCCUCUUAUUGAACCAGAUAUAAUAGAUGGUGUUGUUAAAGCUUUACAGGGAGCUCCUGAUGCAGUAUUCAGCACUGCUGUCACAUCCUUGAAACCAGAAGAUGCCCUUGAUCCAAACCGUGUGAAAUGUGUGGUUAACAAUCACGGUUAUGCAAUUUAUUUUUCCAGGGGAUUGAUCCCUUUUAACAAGUCAGGAAAAGUUAACCCACAUUUCCCGUAUCUGCUUCAUCUCGGGAUUCAGAGUUAUGAUUCAAAAUUUUUGAAUAUAUAUCCAGAACUUCCACCAACUCCUUUACAACUAGAAGAAGACCUGGAGCAACUUAAAGUUCUUGAGAACGGGUACAAGAUGAAGGUGAUCAAGGUCGAUCAUGAUGCUCAUGGAGUAGACACUCCUGAAGAUGUUGAGAAAAUAGAAUCAUUAAUGCGGGAGAGAAAUAUUUCAUAACAAAGAAAUUGUUAUAAUGUUAGGAGUGUGAUGCAUCUCUGAAGUCGAAGCUCCAAUUCUCGUGUUCUCCCAGGUUGUAUCAUUAUGUAUACCAAGCAGUCUGCAGCCAACCUACGACUCAAUUUAUUAUUAGUUUGAUUUGUUUAUUUUUGACGUCGUACUCAUCUUUGUGCCCUUGCUUUGUAUCACAUGAUGAAUGAAAAGAAGUAAAGAAAUAACAAUUUUCUUUUGCAUGAUAAUUACGUUGUAAGAAGUGUACGCUUUCGAAAUUCUUUAUAUUUGUUAAAAUUCUAUAUA
Messenger RNA from Asparagus officinalis (garden asparagus), 1305 nucleotides. RefSeq names its product 3-deoxy-manno-octulosonate cytidylyltransferase, mitochondrial-like. Bases 127 to 1008 code for a protein of 293 amino acids. Gene Ontology annotation, molecular function: 3-deoxy-manno-octulosonate cytidylyltransferase activity. Lineage: Eukaryota; Viridiplantae; Streptophyta; Magnoliopsida; Asparagales; Asparagaceae. Gene Ontology annotation, cellular component: cytosol. The record is from RefSeq and is a predicted model, not a curated record. The transcript is spliced from 8 exons.